AUGAGUUAUUCAAUUCAUCACAAUCCGUUGGAAAUUCAUUCCUCCAACACUCAUCAUCCUAUUAAUUCCUCUACAUCUUCAACUAUUCGAAACUCGGAGAUUGAUAGUAUUCAUGAAAAUAGAAAAACAAUUAGUAUUGGUGUUAAUCAUCAUUAUCCGAUUGAAAUAUUGAUGAGUAAUAAUUCGAAUAAUGUUUCGAAUAACAUGAUGAUGGUGAAUAACAAAUUUACAAAUUUUCAGGCAUUCAUGAUGAAUGGUCAGGCGAGGGCCGAUUUGAUGCAUUAUUUACGAUUGAGGGAGAAUGAUGAGAAUAUAGUAUUCGUGAAUGAAAUGUUUCAGAUGAGAGAAAGUAUUAGAAAGGUUAUUCGAAUGUUUUUAUAUGAAUUAAAAUUGACAAAUCAUGAAAAUUUGAGGAAGAGUACUACUACCACUAUUGGAACAGCCAAUAGUACUGAGAAUGAAGAAACAGCUCUCAGUUCACUUGUUUCUCAACUCAUUACAAUAAUAGAUACCAUACAUAGACAUUACUUAUUAGGAAAUGUUGUAAGUGGUGGAAUAAUGCUCAAUACAACAAGUGCCAUCCUAGAGAAAUCAAAGAAGGAUUACUCGACCUUCACACGAAUAUUUAACAAAUCUCCACAUACAACUGCUACAAUGGAAGAUCAUGAAAUUCUGGAUACAAUUAAUAGAUUUUGUAAUUAUCUCCUUUUUGAGAAGGAUCACAAGAUGCAUGAUAAGGAUUUGGAAAAACUGAAAAAGAUUUUAAUAUCAGACGAAUGUACUUUGGAAACGUUGAGCUCACAAAUUAAUUUCAGUGAGGAUUUGGAUGAGUUAUUGAAACAUGAAUUAUUUGCUCAAUUGAAAUGGUAUCCAUUCAGGGAUUUGAUGAAUAAUAUUAUGAAUCAGAUUCGUUUGGAAUGUUUUGAUUCGUAUAAGAAUACGGAUGAUUUUGAAAAUUUUGUAAAGAAGAAAAUUCAAGAAUUGACUUCAGAGCAAAUGUACAAAUUGUUUUGUCAGAAUGUGGACAUUCUGGAAGGAACUGCUAAUGAAAAUUUUGUUGGAGAUUAUGUCAUGUCAAAGAAGAAGAAGAGAAGAUCACUUGUGGAUGUAAUUUUGAGGAGGAGACCAACUGAGGAAAGUGAAGAACAACAUUCGCACCAUCAUCACAGUGAUGCAGAGGCCUCUCAGUUUCUAGGUCUAGAUCCGCUGAAUACUGAUCUAAGAGAAUGGUUCUAUCCAUUACCAAUACCCAAAUGGACUAGUCGACACGUUAUAGUUUUUAUAUCUCAUUUCUGUAACUAUGAAGAUCAGGAUUUGGAAAUUUAUUGUAAACGAAUUGAAAAGAAGAAUAUUGUAGGAUUGGAUUUGAUGUGUCUCCUAUCGGUGAAUAGUAGUACGUCUACUUCGAUGGGAUCAAUCCUUUCAAAAGAUCCCUCUCAACAUUUAUUUAAGGAAAUGAAAAUGAAGAAUCACGAUCAUCAACAACGAUUCUUUAAUAAUUUGAUCGAUUUCAAUAGGAAACGAACCUUGAUGAAGAGGAGAUCGAGUAUUAAUCUCCUUGCAUCAAAUCCAAUCAAUGAAAAGAUUCUUCCAUCGACACUCCAGCACCAACAUGUUAGUGUGAAGGAUUUGUACAUGCCACUUGUGAAUGAAGAUCAUCUCAUUAUUAAGGUAAUUUCCACUGGCACUGAUGAGUCUAGAAUUUUCUCAAUUGACAGAAAUAUUCCAUUGGAGAGUCUCUAUUCUAGGAUUGAGGAUGAAUUUAAAAAUUCGAAAUUAAUUGAAUUAAUGGAAGGUUCUCUCUUUGAAUUGAAAUCAUUGUACACUGAGGAUGGACAUGCAAUACGAGAUCAAUUUCACUUGGUGGAAUAUUUGAGUUCCAAAAGAUUGUCAUCCACAUUAAGCACACCAAGAAAACAAUUUCCACAAGAGGAAGUAUUGCCGACAGACCCAAAUCAUUUACUAGUUGGAAGCUAUAAUAAUAGGAUUAUUGGAAGUUCCUAUUCGAAAGAGGAUGAAUCAAUUCUGGUGGAUAGAGCUUCAUUUGAAAAAUCACUUGGGGAUGUAUUUGGUAUAGAAAAUUCUGUUCAUGACGAAAGUGAAUGGAUAGAAAAAGUGGAGCCAUUCACCAAUGAAACUAUUCUCAUUCCACAAGAAGUAGUUACAGAAAUGAAACCUGAAACAAAACCCACAAAUGAUGAUGGUUUUAAAAAGCUUUACAUUCAACCUUCGUGUGAUAAAAAAUUUCAAAGAAGAUCAGUCGUCUACUGA
Molecule: messenger RNA, 2271 nt
Organism: Naegleria gruberi
Lineage: Eukaryota; Heterolobosea; Eutetramitea; Acrasida; Naegleriidae
Exons: 1
Coding region: 1-2271 (756 amino acids)
Source: RefSeq, a predicted model, not a curated record